This is a messenger RNA of Dermacentor albipictus, 1427 nucleotides long. RefSeq lists its product as uncharacterized. The record is from RefSeq and is a predicted model, not a curated record. NCBI's taxonomy places the organism in Eukaryota, Metazoa, Arthropoda, Arachnida, Ixodida, Ixodidae.
GAAGGCGAAGGAUGCUGUACCACCGCACUGAAGAAGGCGCUCUCAAACAGGACGGUUUCAGGAGUGCGACAAACAUGCCGCAACAUUUCGUGAUCCGGCCCACAACCGACGAACCCGAGGCGCCGGGGAGCCACCGUCCGCAAUCACGAGUGCAGUUGCCUCCGGCGCUGUUCACGUUGCCGCCCAAAGCCACGGACGAAGUGGUCGAGGGCAACAAGAAAGCAAAGGAAGUGGCCAAGAAGAAGAAGAAGAAGAAUAAGCGCCGUCGUGGUCACCACAAGCCCACGGAAGUGGUCCGGGGUGGUGACACCAAGGAAGGCGGCAAGGCGCCCACGGUCGUGACGCACAACGCAGAACUCUACCUGGGAAAUGAAGAUGUACUACCCAUGUCACUCCCUCUUAGUCCCGCCCAUGAGCCGGUUACUACAAUGAAGCUGACCAAAGACCGACCUUCCUUAGUGGAGCUCAGAGAAGAGUUCAGAAAGAUUGCGCACCAGCCCACAAUGAUUCCCGGGAGCGGAAAUGCGUUGGCAGCUUCAUCCACGUUGGCUGGACCGUCAUCAGCUUCGUCGGCGCUGCAGUCGAAGCCCCCCGUAAGCUUGGCGGACAAGGUUUCAGACAAGAGUCGCGAGACGGCCGAGAAGAGCGAAUACCGCACUUCCGGUCACGUGACGGCCACGAACAGCCGUCCCGGACACAGCGACGUCGGGACAACCAGCGGCGAGUCGUACGCCUACCUCAUCACCGCUCUCGUCAUGCUGGGCCUGGUAGUUGGACUGGUCCUGCUGCUGACCGCGCUGCUGCUUGACAGGCAUAAAAGGGCUGCCGUCUCCGGGUCCAUCAAGGCUAACACCAGCUCUCGGCGUGCGAGACCAGUAUUUGGAUUCCACAGCGGCGGUUUGACUGUGCCGCUGCUUCAAUAACUUUGCCACCGAACUAUCCUGCAAGGAGAGACCAUGCCUCUUCCUCUGGCUGACGUCCAAGCAGCCUCGGUGAUCUAUUGUCGUAUUCUUUUUAAUUUAUAUGCCACCCGCUUUUCAACCGGCUAAUUCAUUCUGAUCAGACUAGAUCACCAGUAUCCCAAUCGCACGUCCUCGGCCUUCGCACGACCCUGAUAUAUGCUCCGCCGAGGCUGCGCUUUCACGUGCACAAUUUUCUACCGCGCGAAACGCAAAUCGCCUGUUGCUUGGAAGUGUGGACAUGUCUAUCGCAAGCUACUCGAGUUGUCGCAGUGGCCACCUUCGCUAUCACGUCUUUUUUUCCCCCUGAUCUUCGACGCUGAGAUCAGGAGCUUAAGUAUUUUAGGCGACACUUCACGGUGGAACGUACACGUGCCUGUGACGCAUAAACUGUCACGACGGCGUGUCACUGCGGUACAAUGUGUCCCGCCUUUUCUUGACACUUCAUAGGCGGCAGCAUUCGCUCGA